Molecule: messenger RNA, 3435 nt
Organism: Acanthamoeba castellanii str. Neff
Lineage: Eukaryota; Discosea; Longamoebia; Acanthamoebidae
Product: kelch repeat protein
Exons: 8
Coding region: 1-3435 (1144 amino acids)
Molecular function (GO): protein binding
Source: RefSeq, a predicted model, not a curated record
AUGGCCGACUCUCUGGGGCUCGACGGGGACAAGCGACUGCUGGCCGAUACCAAGGCUUCUUCUACUCCUUCUUCUACUCCAACUACUCCCGCUACUUCGGCACACCCGAUCUCCAUGAGCGUCUCAUCAAUAACCACCCGAACAGUCCUUUCCAAGACCAGCUUGGAGUACCAUAACGACCAGGCGGGCACCCCUCCCCGGCAUCGUAACCGUGGGGCGACCAUGUCUGCCGACCGGCCGUUGUUCGUCUAUGAGAUAGCGGCACAGGGCGACAUGGUGGGCGACAACCCACAAGUAGGGAUCAACACGACCGUUACAGGCAGUGCGGAGGCUCAUCACGACGUGCAGACCGUGGACAAGGAGAAGAAGAGAAAGCAGAGCAAAGAGAAGGAGAAGAAAGAGAAGGAUCGCACGAAACAGAGGCACAAGAAGGAACACGACGAGCACCACGCUGGCCUUCCUUCGACUCGACUCGAACUAAACGACAUGAUCAUGACAGAGGGGGUCUACGGCGAAGACCGCGCUAUGGGGAACAAAAACCGCUUCAGCCGCUCGGCCAAGUCCGCUCGCCAAAGCCGCCCCAAGACCAAGGUCAAGGAUGCCCCCGCGGGCAGCAGGUCCAGGUCGGCCGAGCGUCGGCAUGCCAAGAAUGUCGACAAGGACCACGACGGCCAACACCACCCGGACGAGGACGACCAUUCGGUCGGCCAAGACGAGGAGGCUGCCAAGUCGCAAGCGAAGAGCCUCAGCCAGCGCUGCAAGUCGGAGAUCAAGCUCCGAGCCAGCGCGGCGCUCGCUUCAGGCGAGGCCGCAGUCGCUCUUGACAGGAAGGACCCGAAGAGGAUCGCCAAGAGCGAGAGCGUAAAGUCCAUGAAAAGGCCAGAGGAGAUUACGGAGAUGAGAGAGGCCAAGCAGAAGCGGCAGCACACGAGCGGAGGCUUCCGGCAAGAUGUCGACCGCCCCAAGACGACGGACAAGGAGACGAGGAAGGAUUACGACGGGGAUCGAGAGGAGAAGAAGAAGGUGCAAGAUGACGAGAAAGAAGCCGAAGCCAAACUGAAGAAGGAGCGGCGCCAACAGAGAAAGCUGCUGGCCGCCAGCACGUCGUCGGCCUCCUGCAGGCGGAUCGACCUACCAUCUGGCGGCAAGGCAUUCCGAGAGAAGAGGGACCUCCACGUCCCGAGGCUUCCCGCCAAUAUUGACUGCUUAUCGCUACUCCCAGCCGUUACAUCGAAGCCCUCUGAGUUCAGCGUCGGGGCCGACGGCACCCUUUCCCCUGCGGCCUGCACAGCAUCGCCGGCAGCUGACGCCCAAGCCGAGAGCUCGGGGUGGAAGGCCGAGACCACGGAGUGCUCGCCCAAGAGGGCGGUCGGGGAGGCGGUCGGGGAGCGGUCUUCGCCCGAGUCCAAGGCCAUCGGCAACGCCAGGACGAGGCCGGGCGACCACCGCCGAUCCGAGGCUGAACGGGCGUUGACCGAGGAGACCAUCCCGCGGGACCGCUCACCCUCAGCUCCGCCCAGCUUGGUCACCCCGUGGUCCGGCCGUAAGGACUCGCCGACCAAGAUCACCACCGCAGGGCUGUCCGCCCCCGCACCCGCAGCGGGCGAUUCGACUCCCCCUCGGCCACUAGCCCUAUCAGCCGAGACCCCGAGCAUCACAGGCUCGCCAGCCGCUGUCGCUGACAGCCCAGUCGCAGUCGAAGACAAACAAGAAGUGGAGCAGGCGAGGCCUGGGCAGGCUGUGGUGCCGCCACACCUGCCGGCCAUCUUCAAGCCGGGCCACCUGCGCACCACCCCGGACGACCGCGGCGCCAGCACCAGCCCGCGCAAGUCGAGCCCGCGUGUGGGCAGCCCGAGGCUCGGCAUGCCCGUGAUGGGCGGCAGCUGCAUUGUGGACACCCGUGGCGCCCUGGUCGACAAGACCAAGGCCGAGCGCUGGCAGCAGGCCGACGGCGCUACCGCCCGAGUCAUGCCGCGCAACACCAGCGAUGACCGUCUACCGGGCGAUCUUGCGAAGUCCGCUAUUGUGCGGGUCAACCACCACGACAAGCUGCGCAAGUCAAGGGAGCGAACGUGGAACGACGUGCGUGACUGGCAGGUGACCGAGAUGAUCUUCCAGGCCCACAAGCACCAGCGGAUGAAGUCGGUCGAGUUCAGCGUCCGCUGGCUGGGCUCGACCGCCCUCAAGGACUACUCCACCUUGCCCCAAGCCCUGGAUGGGCUGUGGCGGGAGGUGUACGAGCGGUGGUUCUGGGGCUGGACGUGGGACAGUUCUUCAGUGCGGAGGGAGCAUCCGGGCGAUUACGCUCGUAAGUGCUGCUGGAAGGACUUCUUUCUCGAGCACUGCUUCCUGGACCGAACUCAGGGCUACCGCAUACUCAGCGGAGAAUCAGGCGGACUGGAGUGGACCAGGGCUUUGGCUCCCUAUGCCGCCGAGCUCACCCCGCCUGAUGAACGGCUCCCGUUGGUCGAUACUCCCCAGACUCUUAUUCGUGCAACCAAAGUCUUAAACUGGCGCUCCACUAGACACUCGGCCACGGCCGUGGGCCACGUGAUCUACGUAUUGCUGGGUGCCGAGACGGCCGACAGGCUUCUGGCGUUCAACACUCGCACGGGCCUGUGGCAUCGGCCCCAGACGACUGGACCGUCGCCGCUCGCUGGCGCCGAAGAAGAACACCACACCUGCUGCGCCGUCGGCCACCGACUGUUCGUGUUCGGAUUGGCUGGCAAUGCCAGACCCACUCAUUUCAGCAGCCUUCACGUCCUAGACACCCGAAGACUGGUGUGGACGCGGGAGGUGCAGCUGGGCGAUGUGCCCCCUAAGGAGAGCACGGUGAGCCCAGCGCGCGACACCACUCCAGGGCUAGGGCUCGACGUGGCAACGCGAUUCAUAUCUGGCGGUGCCAAUGGCGUGCCGCCACCACGCAGGGACACCUACGUUCUCGACACCCAGACCCUUACAUGGCAGAAGGUGUCGCUGCCUGAGUCGGUGUCUGGUGGCGGCUACCUCUCCGUGACCACGGCGGGCCACAACAUCAUUCUGUGCGGAGGAGGCCCAACAGAAGCCCUGGCCCAGGCCUCAGCGCAUGGUCUCCCUGGCUAUGGCUACUCGACCACCAAGGUGGGCCACUGGCUCUUUGUGUUUGGCGGCUCGCGCGAGCGGGCGACCACGGCCAGCAACCACCUCAACCUACUCAACCUCGAGACGAUGUCAUGGUACCAGACCAGGUGCUUGGGAGAGGCGCCCCUCGCCCGAACGGGACACACCGCGACGCUAGUGGGCACUCAACUCUACGUGAUGGGCGGCACCUCGGCAGAGGGCCAGGCGCUCAGGGAUGGAGUGAUGGUGCUGGACCUUACUGCCUUUGCUGAAGUGCUGCUCCACCACCAGAAGUCGCGCAAGCAGGCUGCCCUCAUCAAACCAAUUGUAAUCUGA